This is a messenger RNA of Drosophila kikkawai, 753 nucleotides long. RefSeq names its product MICOS complex subunit MIC13 homolog QIL1 (gene QIL1). NCBI's taxonomy places the organism in Eukaryota, Metazoa, Arthropoda, Insecta, Diptera, Drosophilidae. Gene Ontology annotation, cellular component: MICOS complex; mitochondrial crista junction. The record is from RefSeq and is a predicted model, not a curated record. Gene Ontology annotation, biological process: cristae formation.
CCUGGCCACACUGACACUUGUUGACACGGUCCCACUAAUAUGCUGUAAAAUUAUUAUUUAUUUUCCAAUAACUUCGAAACGAAAGCGACCAGACUGCCGUGUUUGGACUGACUCCAGCCCCCCGUAAUUGUCACUCGAUCUUCCCCGGAAAAGCAAACGAAUCAACAUGGUGGUUGGAUUUCUGGUGCGCGGCGGUCUGCUGGCUGGAACCGUCUACUACACCCGCCAGGUGGGCAUCUGGGGCGACACGGACCAGACGGACAAGCUGUACAACCAGAUCAAGUCGGAUCUGUGCCCCUACGUCCAGAAGGCCAAGAAACAGCUGCCCUUCGAUGUGCCGCAGCUGCCGCGGACCGGCGAGAUGCGGUUCCUGGCCAAGCACUACUACAACGAGGGCGUGAAGAACACCUUCCGCUUCAUCCACAUGCUGCCCUGCUACGCGGGACGCGGCCUCAAGAAGGUCAAGGACACGUUCGAGGACUUUGCCCAGUCCCCGGCGAUCACUGGCGGCAGCCAGGAAGCCAGUCCGGCAAAGUAGUCCCAGCCAGCUGGCCACUUUGCUCUUCAAUGGGAGGCUGUUUUCGUGUUAGCUUAUAGUUAGCCUAUUGAAUAAUGUCUGUGUAAUAUUUACCCGAUCCGCGCUCCUGCGGUUCUGCGACUUGAGCUCCUCUGAGACGCAUCGAACUGGAUAUCUUCCAGUUUAUAAGCAAAAUAAAAGUAAUUACGUGUUAAGCGGUAAGAUCGCCCUGGAAA